Limulus polyphemus (Atlantic horseshoe crab) is the source of this 1539-nucleotide messenger RNA. RefSeq names its product sarcoplasmic calcium-binding protein 1-like. The coding region runs from base 119 to 703 and encodes 194 amino acids. The record is from RefSeq and is a predicted model, not a curated record. The transcript is spliced from 7 exons. Gene Ontology annotation, molecular function: calcium ion binding. NCBI's taxonomy places the organism in Eukaryota, Metazoa, Arthropoda, Merostomata, Xiphosura, Limulidae.
ACACAACAGGCAGAAGAGGGUGCGUGAUCCUUUCCGGCUUCUCUCUGUGGACUUACGACUGCUUGAACAAACAAAUGGUUGAUUUUAUAAACGAACGAAGAAAUUCAGAUCAACCGUGAUGGAGCCUUUUGAAUGGAGUAACCGUGUGCACUUUAUUGUCACCUAUAUGUACGAUACAGACAACAACGGUUACUUGGAUGUGUGCGAUUUUGAGUGUCUUGCAUUGAAAUACACCAUACAAGAAGGAAAGGGAGCCUAUGAUAAGGAAAUUCACGAAAAGAAGAAACAGGUUAUGAUCAGCUUAUGGAACGAGAUAGCAGGAUUGGCUGACUUUAACAAGGAUGGACAAGUUUCAGUGGAAGAGUUUAAGCAGGCUGUCCAGAACGUUUGUGUUGGCAAGGCUUUUGAAAACUUUCCCGAGUCACUUAAGUAUGCUAUCACUUCCAAAUUCAACACUACCGAUAUCAAUGGUGACGGAUUGAUCACUGUGGAAGAAUAUCGUUUGGAGUAUGUCUCACGCACUGCUAUCGCUAGUGUCACGGAGAUAGAUGAAUGUUUCGAGAAACUUCUAAAUGACGAUGAUCGACGUUUAGGAGGAAUCAACCUGAGCCGUUAUCAGGAUCUCUUCGCGGAGUUCAUAGGUAGUCCAGAAUCUACAGUACCAGGAGUAUAUCUGUUUGGUCCUUUACCUGUGAUUGAAUAAAUAGCGCGGUCCUAUUCGCGAGCUCGUCCUUGUUGCCAUUUCUCCCACAGGAAAAAAAAUACGUACUGAAUGUUUGAUCUCCCUCACAUUGUAUUGUUUAAUAAUAAUAAUAAUAAAGAUUCCAACCGUAACAAUUGGCAGUUUGUUUUCUCCACAUGCUGGUGGAUUUCUAUGUUUCUUGUUGUUUAUUGGCUAAUAUGUUAAUUAUCACCUUUUCUUCCUCCUAUAUCUUUAUACAAGUAUAUAUAUUUAGAUUAACUGAUCCUCACAGAUUGUCUAUUCGUUAAUAUUUAUGUAUAUUUCGUAUAGUAUAGUAUAAUUUGAUGUAAUGCUAUUUUUCAAUGUUCGCCAACAUUAAUAAGAAUUUGACCAAUUAAAUGGAAUUUAAUAUUUGAUUGUUCUUUGUUAUAAUUUGUAGUACAACCAAUAUUAUAUUUAAAGUAUAUUUAGUAAAGUGUGGUAUUAUAAAAUUCACCAAAAUAACAAGUGGUUAUUUGAUGAUUGACUGAAAAUCGAUUCUGCUGUAAUCAAAGCAUAAUUUAAUUAGGGCUUGAAAGGCAACAGAUGAUUCGGUAGUGAAUUCUGAAGACCUGUGCUUUUGCUAAAUACAGAAGUAGUUGUUUGUACAAUUUUUGUAUAAAUGUUUUCAUAUUUAAUAACAACGUAUUCUUUAUGGCAACUGCUUUAAGCUGUAUUUCGUCAACUACUGGGAAAAUACAACUGCGCCACCUAGUGGGACUCAGAUGUACUGCUGUGUAUUGUGUGUACGGUGAUGUUCGUUUUUGCACGUUGUUGGUCGAUGCUGUGAUGAAUAAAGUUGCUAAAGUUUGAAGUUA